GGAAUAAAUCCAGAAGUUUGCGGAUACAGAAAUUGGGAAAGAAUCGAGCGACGUGAGAACGAAAUCUUCUGGAACAUACUACAUUAUCCUUUCACUUCCUUUAAAUACUUCAUCAGUUUCACCCGCAUCAUCAAACAAGAAAGAGUUACCUGAUUACGAUCGCUCUACAACUGCGAAGUUUCAAAUCUCUGUUAAGUAUUAUAAUCAUAAGCAUGUCGCUAAUUCCAAGUUUGUUCGGUGGGCGAAGGAGCAACGUCUUCGAUCCCUUCUCUAUAAAUGUGUGGGAUCCUUUCAAGGAAUUUCCUUUCCCUGAAUCUGCUCGAGAAAAUUCUGCAUUUGUGAGCACCCGUGUGGAUUGGAAGGAGACCCCAGAGGCACACGUGUUCAGGGCUGACAUCCCAGGACUGAAGAAGGAGGAAGUGAAGGUGGAGAUCGAAGAUGAUAAUGUUCUUCAGAUUAGCGGAGGGAGGAAUGUUGAGAAGGAAGAUAAGAACGACCGGUGGCAUCGCGUGGAGCGUAGCAGUGGGAAGUUCUUGAGGAGGUUCAGAUUGCCGGAGAAUGCAAAAGUGGAGAAAGUGAAGGCUUCUAUGGAGAAUGGUGUUCUCACUGUCACUGUCCCCAAGGAAGAGAUUAAGAAGCCAGAAGUGAAGGCCAUUGAAAUUUCUGGUUAAGCUUAAUUGGUUACUUAGCUGAGUUUUAUAUUUUGUUUGGAUUUUGUGUGUGAUUGAUGCUACAGAGAUGUUGUAAAAUGCAUAUAAUGGAUGCUGAGAAAUAAAAUUUCAUUUUGAUAA
Molecule: messenger RNA, 791 nt
Organism: Vigna unguiculata (cowpea)
Lineage: Eukaryota; Viridiplantae; Streptophyta; Magnoliopsida; Fabales; Fabaceae
Product: 18.5 kDa class I heat shock protein-like
Source: RefSeq, a predicted model, not a curated record